UUUUAGGGAAUGUGUAUGCUGCUUUCAAAGCGGAUUUUGAAGGGAGCUUUUCAUGUCAAUCGGUGUCUCUUUAAACUUUCAUUCUGUGUCUUGUCCUGAAGUAAAGUUUAGGUACGUGUUUUCACUAGAUCUCUCCUACAAGCCGGCGUGUAACACAUCCUUGCAAUCGCUUUUAUAGCUCAAAUAAUCUGACAUCUACUCUCAAGGUAUCUGUAUGGAUUCAGCAAUGACUGAUGGCAGCAGGCGUUUCUCUCCUCCGUCGCCAAAAUGCCGAACAGGAGUAUAAGGCACUAACGCUAAAACUUGAAUCGCAGCUGUACUGGGACAUCCUUAAGAUUUACUCGGAGUCUGUUUUCUGUGAUGUAGAGAUUCAGUUCGAAAGUUCCUCGAUCAAAACACAUUCCAGCUUCCUAUCGCUGUAUGCGCCUCAAUUCUUUGCGGAGCUUCAGAAAUUACAACAAACGCAGAAUCCCAUUUUUCUAAACAAAGCUAAAGACCACAUCGAAACCUUCAUCAGGUCUCUAUAUCAACCAUCGAAAUCCUGUUUAAAAGAGAAAGAGCAAAAACUCAUCAAAUGUCUUCCUUUCCUUCUAAAAUCAAAUGGUGAUGAGAGUCGAGACCUGUACUUGACUCCGGACUCAACCAAUGAGCCGGAAAGCGACCAUGACGAUUCCCACAGCCACUUAGUGCCAUCUUAUUUCAGUACAAACCAACUCUACUACGCUCUCAUCACCCUUGAUGAGUCUUUCAUAAACGAUUCGGGUGUCGAGCAACUUGAAAAGGAACUCAGCGAACAGGACCAGCUAUCCCAAUCACUCUUGUCACUCAAAGAAAGCACCAUCAGGAAGACCGUUCCAGAAAUCAAAAGCAGCAAGGAAAACUCCCUCUCGAAAAGAAGUGGGAGUAAAGCCAGACGGCUGUCAUCCAGGAUCAAUGAUGAAAUGAGCGAUUCCGAAAAGGUGUGCAAGAAAGACUGUUGUUACGGUGAAGUUAUGAGCAAGUCUGUCAUUAAAGAAGCAAGUCAGUCAACACUCAACUCAGAAACCUCGGGAAUUGGGUCUUCUGAGCUAGCUGGUUUAUCCUAUGAUCCUGACAGUGAUGCAAGUUCCUCCGUCAAUGGACUGCAACCUUCAGAAAACAAUACAUCGCAGAAAAAUCCUGUUUACCAUCAAACUAGCACAUCCCAUUUUAUCAAUGCACCUAAUGGAGGUGGGAAUCAGACUUAUACAUCCACCGAUUUUACAACAUUUGUCAUUGACACUAGUGGAAAGAACUGCAGAGACAAUGAAGCUGCCGCCAUAAAUAGCCAUAACCCAAAAAUUAACCAUGACGCGGCGAAAAAUUUGGGAGAUGACCUCUGCGAUACAUCGGAAAGUUCCACCAAAGCGGCCAAAAGUGAGUGGAAUGAUAAGGUCCUAUCCAACGACAGAAAUCGAAUGAGUGUGAGUGUUUGUGUUGCAAGCAAUGGAGUUGUCAGUAACUCCAAAAAAAGCAACGUAUCAAACUCAGCACUUGUAGAGUCAUGUUCUGUUUACGAUUGGGUUGAUUCAAGAUCUUGGGAUGUUGUGAACGACGACGAACGAGACAUAAAAAGCAGGGAACAGAAAACACAGCUGCUAAAAAGUUUUUCAGAUGAAAUUAGUAGUAAGAUUAAUAAGCUCGAGCUAAAACCUAAAAGCGCAAGCGCUCGAAAUGGUUCGUGCCUGCCAUCAAAAACAAAUACGAGCAGUUCAAAUAAUUGCGAUGCGCAGCAACCUACCUCAAGUACUCUGGUCAGCAUUUAUGAAGAUUCCUUGGAGGCCUCGCAAAAGUGUAGUCCAGAAGAUAAUAUUCAGAAGACCUCUGCUCCCAAGAACAACUUCUUUAUUGACGCUUCCAGUUUGUUAGAUGAUAAUGAACUGGAUCAACCAUCAUAUAGCAGCUUUUUACCAAAUCAAACAGAAUACCGCCAUACAGACCAUUUUGAUCAAAACAAAUCUAAUAAUCCAAGCUCUGAAGCUCAGUUAAACUCCAGCCAAUCAAAGGAACCCGAAACGAGUACAAAAGUUUCCGAACCCCAGACUGAAAUGCCAAGAUUGAUACGGCAAAAAACAUUCGAGCUUGAAUCAAGUGAGGAAAAACUUGCCAUCUUGCGGAAAGAGUAUGAAAAACAACUGGGUGACAAAGUAUUCAACGAGAGUCGGACCAUGAGCGAAUCACAAAAUGGAAUUUAUGAGAGCUCAAAGUCGGAGUUUCCAGCUGCCUGUUUCAAGAAUGAAGUUCCAUCUUUAAAUUCGCCGGACUCUUUAAACAACGAUGAUCAACCUGAAGAAAACUUCCAGCGCAAAGAGUUUGUCGAAGAUUCCUUGAAUGUAAGCGCAAACAAGGCAGUUGCAAAAAGUUGCUCUGAUGAGCCCAGUGCAACGAGCACUCCUCAAUCCUCUCCAAAAUCUACAUGGAGCAAGGAAGUGGUGGGAUGUGACGGUGAAAAUGAUAGCUUUCUCAGCCCUAAGAGCGACAAAAGCAAGGUGAAUAGUCAUGAAUCCAUACCGAUUGUGUCCGGAGGGAUUGAAGUUAAGGACAUGUCAAAUCCAAUUAGCCUUGGGCACUCGAGUAACGCAAGUCCAUCUAUGUCCCGAAAAAUUGAAUCAUCACCUAUCUUGUCAAGUGGAGCUGUCAGCAUGGAGGCAGAGCCGAAGGUGCGUAAGAAGCGGAUUAAUCCACUAAAUAGCGAGUCUUGGAUCAUUGAUUUAAGUGAUGUUUCAAAGUCAUCAAACACUUCAAGAUUUGAUGAUUCAGAAGAUGCAUCAACCCCACCGCGAUCAGCAAAGUCAUCGUCUUCAGGGUCAAGUUUCUUCAUUGAUCUUAACGAGCUCUCUAAAGACCAAGAUAGCUCUCAAAGUCCAAAGCCUGUGAGUCAAUUAAAACUUCUCAAGAACAGUCGGAAAGAGUUCCAGAAAGUGUUAAAUGUUGAGAAGACGAAAGUCGAUCAGAAUCUGCAAACGAGAAGUUGUGGUUUUUUCGUUAACCUAAACGAUGAGCCUUUGACCGUACCGCAAAGCUGUGCAAAAAGCAAUGAUAACUUGUUUACCAUGUUCAUUGACCUCAACGACACACCAAGGUCCAAUUCGUUGGAACAACCAGGCAGAGCAGCAAUUGUCAGGAAAAGAUUGCAAUCUCAUGCUGAAAAAUUUUCACUGAAGCAAAAUGCUAAGUCAGAUGCAAGGAAUCAGAAUUACGAACAUCCAGAAGUGGCAAAAGGCAAGUAUCUUUUCAGUGACUUUGCUGUAGCUUCUAGUCGCAAUCCUAGUCAACCCCAAUCAGAUCAUAGUGAUCACUCUGGAUUCACCAAGAAUCCAACCCCUAGAGUUUCAAGUGCACCGACCAGACAUAAGAGGACGCAUAGUAUUUCGAUCGAUAAAAUACAGCAGCAAAUCAGUAGAAUUCCUGAUGUUGAUAAAUUUACUGCAGCCCAAAAGUCUGCGUGUUCUGGACCUGCAUCUUUAAACACAAGUUAUGGGAAAGGCAUGACAGCCUCAUGGCAUGGUGCAAAUAACAGCGGAGAAAAUUCAAAAAUCAUACCAAAAUUAGCAACGGUAGAUGAUCUACAAGACAUGAAGGUAGAAAAACCAGAAGAGUCACUUAGUGCAAGUAAUCACACCGAUGUUAGUAACAACUCGACCAGCAUAUCAGAAAUUGUGAAUUCAAAGCACACUUUUAUCCUGGAGGAUGAAGAUGCUAAAAACCGACAGUUGACCUACGAUCUUGACACGUCUGCAACCAGUCAUGACAAUGCUAGUGAUUUAUCAAAGGAUGACAUCUCCAGUUCCGACAUCUCAAAAACAGAGACAAAUGUAAGAAGCAACCCUGGAGUAGGAAAAGUUUCAGUUUCCAAGAAAGCCUCUAGUCAGUUGCAAUUAGAUGACAGUUUCGUCAAACUGUCGGACAUGGAUAAAGAACCACUUAAAACGCAAAGCAACAAAAAGGGAGGCAGCAAUCGUAUGAGUCGGAGUAUUCCAGAAGUCAGUUGGAUUGAGUCUAAAUUACAGUCUAAGUCAGCUACGAGUCGGUCGCUCAAUCGACUAUUCCCGCAGUUGAGUGCCAGUAUCAACAGCAGAACAUCUGAUUAUUCUGACACUGACCUUUCAACCAUUAGCAGUAUGCACAGCAGUCUAGAGCCAUCGGUCAUAGAGAGCACUGAAGAUAGUGAGCAAGAAACAAAGAACUGCUCGCAAUUAGGUGAAGACUUACUGCGCAUGUUUUUGGACGAAAUCAGUCCUGAUGUGAUAGUCGAGGUUGGAGGAAGGCGAAUCAAAGCUCAUAAAUGUAUCCUAUCCUCUCGAUGCCAAUAUUUUGCUGCCAUUUUAAGUGGGGGCUGGGUCCAAUCAGCAGGCGAUGUAAUUUCGCUUCAAGGAUUUUCCUACAGUGUCGUCCAUUUUGCAUUGUGCCAUAUUUACAGUGGAGCCAGCAACAUCCCUGACUCAAUAAGUAUAGUUGAGCUUGCCACUCUCGCUGAUAUGUUGUGUCUAGAAGGUCUCAAAGAAGUCAUCUCUUAUACCCUAAAGUUAAAGUACUGUCACUUCUUUCACAAGCCUUGUAGUAUUUGCACUGUUGGAGUGCUGGAGUGCCUGACUUUAGCCGCAGCCUAUGGUUUAGAUGACCUGUACAGGAAGUGUCUCCGGUGGAUCAAUAAGCAUUUUACGAAACUGUGGAUAACCAAGCCGUUUGCCUCCCUACCGAGAGAGCUCAUCGACAAGUGCUACAAGCAACUAGUGGCUCACAUUACUGUUGAUUCUAUAUUGGAUCAGUUCUUGAACUGCAAGUGUUUCAACGACAGUAUUCCAAGCUCUCGUUGGGCAGAAGUAUUACACGAGCUCGCUAAACGUUUGAAUGAUGCUUGUAUCAAGUACACUGCCCAGCACUUCUCCAUCGUCAUCUCCACUCACAAAUUUGCCGUACUAUUGAAAGACACUUCUGUGGAUAGAGCCUAUAUCCAGACAAAUAUCUUACAUGCUGCAGACCUAUUAUCACCCGAUGAAUCUUGCAAGAGCUACGGGGCUAUCAAUAAAUUGAUUUCUCUCAACCGAUCGCUUGAUGGCACCCCUGAUAUUCAUUUUGUGGAGUUCCUGAACGAAAUCCACUCAAAAGUAGAAGAAGUAUUGGUUAAACUAGCGCGAAGAGCGGUCAAAACCAUAUCCUGGAACUUGAUGGAUGGUGAGCUCCGAAGCAAGAUUCAAAAGCUUGCAUGUCUUGUCCUGGUUCCGGGAACUGAAAAAUCCAGGAUUAGACCCCUACAUAACCGUCAUGAAACAUCCAAUUCAAGAACUAUCGAGCUUCACAAAGUGAAAUUAGUCAUCAAUGGUGAGUCUGACGAAUCUUCAAGCAACAAAGCAGUCAGCAGUAGUACAACUAGACCAAAAACGUGGCCCUCACAAAAUUUUGCUCAGGUAAAAUCUCGUUACUUAGAACAACGUCCAGCUAGAAACAAUGCUAGCAAGGCGAACAUUGCUCCUGAAAAGAAACCAACUCCUCUUCUGCAAAGACGGCCAGUGAAAAUCCAGUCCAACAAAAUCUCAUCUUCAGAAUCUUCCCGUACUAACUCUCCAGCAGCGCCUCGCCCAGCCAAUGGCCGAGCACUCAAUGUUCGCUCCUCCCAUUGUACACCUCUAUCGCGACGCAAAGAUAUUCCUGCUGCAGAACCGGUUGAAUUGUCCAAACCAAAACCUUUAUCAAAUCGUAAAUCAUCACUCACCCAAAGCAAAACUCCCUGCGCUAAUGUUGCCAGCACGAGAACCCAAAACAUGAGAAUAGCUGCCCGAAAUGCCGCGAAAAAGAACGGGGUGGUUGCUAAACCAUCGACAGAAAAAGAGGCUACCCAGUCGCCAGCAGUGAAUCGUAGGACAAUACAGAGACCUGUAAACGCAGGAAAUGCCGAAAAUAAAUCGCCUUUGAAGCAACGAGUGAAGCCACAAAACAAAGAUAAAGCUGCCGCCUCAGGAUUAACUGUGCGCCGUAGUAAUUUUGCAAAUAGUGAUAAUAAAGUUCAGAAGAGUGCUGGCACGGUGAAAGCAACAUCUGAAAAAACAAACACUAAGUCUCAUAAAUCUGAUCUGUUGCACAGCUCAUCACGCUCUGGGACUUUUUGCAAAGAUAAUCCUGGAGGUGCCAAUUAAUGAAUCGUUUUUAGCAGAUAUUCGAUAAGCUUUUUUUCUAGUGGUUAAUCCUUUUCUAAUGAGAUUUUUCCUCAUCCAUGCACUUGAUUUCAGUUUACAAUGGUGCUUUAAAGCUAGAGUCAACUGCAUAGGUCUUAAUUUGUAUCUUUGAGUAAGUUUAUGUGUUUAUAAUAUUUUGGGUUUUACGUAAAACGGUGAAACCUUUUCAAUGAUCUCUGUACAGCUUACGUUUGAGUUUUCUUUUUCAAGAAGUUUUCGAAUUCAGGAGUGUAAUAUAUAUAAAGUUUCUUAAGUAGAUUUCAACUGUACGAUAUCUAUCCAAUAGCAUUUUAGCAAAAGAGCAAACAAACUAAUGGACAUAUCCUCAAGUUUUCAAUAGGAGUUUCUCAAUCCUUUAGAUUUAUUGUUCUGAAAGUAGUAAUGUCUCUCAUGGAGAGUUUCAUUCUCUGUCCAAGUAUUCUGCUCUACUGGUCUCCUAGCGUCAAGUGUAAGUGAAGUACACAGAUUAAAUUGACAUUCCGUUUUUUAAAAAAUCCUAAAACAUGUCCUUAUUUAAAAUUCUGAACAUUCCCACCGCUGAAGCACUGUCAUUUCCGUUUAUAUUAAGGCUAAAAAUGUUGAACCAGCGGGCCGAUUAUUGAAUGUCUGAAGCAGCCCGAUAAGACAUCUAAAUGCAAUAUAUUACAUGGUAAAGAUAAGGCCACGUUUUGUCUUGCUGACAUAGUUUCAAUAAUCGGCCCGCCGGAUCAUAUAGCAUUUAUUUGUUUUGAACUUAAAUUUUUAUUCAGUACUGCUUUCAUUUCUUUUUUAUUUUUUGUUUCAUUUCUUUUUUUUUUAGGAUAUUUGUCCUUAUUUUUUUUAUUUUUUAUUUUUAUAUCAAUUGUAUUAAAAAUUGAAUGUGCAUAUUGAUGGUGAAAUUGUAUGUCAUUAGGGGUGCUUCCUACAGUUUUUUAAUUGUUUUUAUUCAGGGGAAAAUUGAUCAAUGUCUCUAUAUAUGACUUUAAGAUUAUUCUGGGUAUAGAAAAAAAACCAUUCCUUUUGUUUAAAAAAAAUUCUUAUUGUUUCUGUCAUGAUAAAAUUAAAUGAUAAAGCUCAAUUUCAAGGCAAUUGAGCAUAGGUUAUUUUUUGUUUUUUCAAACUUGGAUGUUUCUUUAAAAUCUGUGAGUGCAGUAUUUUCACCAUGUGAAGAAGCCAUCUAUGUAAAACGUAAUUCUGGAAAUGGGAUUUUUUAACUAAACCCUCAUCCUCUCGUAAAGCCUGCAGAACAUAGGUCUGCUCCUCUUAAAAAAAUUAUGAAAUACUCAGUUUGAGGAAACCCCCCCCCCCCCAAGUCAGCAUUUUGUGACGUAUUUUGGAUGAAAAUCUGCCACCUUGCGUUCAUUUUUCAUUCCAGUUUUUCAAAAAAUUGGCGCAAAAUGCCUAUCCUAGUGUUAAGGCCAAAAUGUCUGUCCCCUGUGACGCUCCUGUAAUGCAGGCUCAGACCCUCCUUCUCCCCUCUCCCCCUCCCCUGGAGUGUCACGUAUUUUAUAGAGUGUAAUGUAAUGUGUAAUAAAUUUCAAAUGAGUGUUGUAUGGUUGCCUUUGAAUAAAUCACAAGCAUUUUUACUUGAGUCCAUCAUGAGGAAUAAGUCAGCGUUGUUAGACAAUUGGAGAGGCGCUUUCUUCUUUUCCAGUGAAUCAAAACAUUGCAAAUGAUACCAGAGACAAAGUUACUCCUAGUUAUCCUGUACAAAGUUAUCCUAAAGCUGCUGUCAAAUUUAAAAUGUUCUUAAUGCUUCAAAAUUUACUAUUGAGCCUGCAUUCCUCCAAAAUAUACUCCUGAAAAUUUUGAUUAUACAAGCUUAUCACACUUGGAAAAUCUUAAUGACUACUGGUAAUCAAUGCAAUAUUGAUUCAGAAUUUGAAUCCUUGAAUUGCUAUGUCCAAUGUCCCUCAAUGUGUCACUAUUUUAAGUAAUUGAGAAAUGGUCUCCAGUUUAAAUUUAUUCAUUUCAUUGUGAAAUAGGAAUACAAAUGUGAAUUUAGACAGCAUUAAGCAGAAGGAACUAUCUAAAAAGGGGAGUUUUGCGGGGGAAAACCCUCAGUAUCUACUGUCGGAAAGUACUGGAUUCUAUAUUUUUUCUUGAAACUCUUUUUGUAGUUAAUGUCUGCUUAAUGAUGUAAAAUUAUGCUGUAUUUGUCUUGUAAGGGAGCUGCAAAGUGUGAUCUACCGUAGUUUUGCUCUCCAGCCACUAAAUCCGAAGAUUUCAUGCAAUAGAACUGUCAAGUUGUUAUACCCACUAUUAUUUUAUUAUCUGUUUGAUUCAUUUAUAAGUUUUAUUUAUCAUAUUUAUUCAUCCAUUUUUUGUUAUUUUUUUAAAUUUAAUUAAACGAGCCAGUAGAUGGAAAAAGGGCGAGAACCUAACUCAUGCUUUUUUCCAGAGAAUGGCUAUUUUAAUUCGACAUAGUCUCAAGUUCUUGCUCCAAAAUUUUCAUGAUGCAAGCUGGAAAAUUGAAUGAGGUUUUGUCAUAUUCAAGGAGACCAGUUCUACAUUAGUAGCGCUUUGAAACUUCAAACGCACUUUUCUUGAAACAUGCUUUUCUGAAUCACACCCUUCCUCCAUCUAUCACCUCAAAUGAUCAGUUUAGGUUUGUGUCCUAUAAGUAAAGAGUCGUUAACAAGUACCGUUCAUGUUGGAAGUUAAAAAUAAACAUUUUUCCCAAAGGAAAGAAAAAAAUAAUUAUAAAGAAAAAAAGAAAAAUUGAUGAACAAAAAAAAAUUGUAAAGAAAAAGGGAACUUGCAUGAUUCUGUGUACUUAACUUGCCUUGGUAAUUUUAGAACGAAGUACAUCUGUAUCUGUUUUUUAUGUAUUUGUAGCAUUAGAUGUAAUCUGCUGUGCUAAGGAAGAAUGUUACUUGAACUUUCAGGCGUGGCAGGAUCUCCUGCGUUGUAAAAAGUCUGAAAAUUUCAAGGAAAAAUAUUUAUUUUCCAUAAAAAAUGAAUAUUUUUUGGGAUAAAUUUGGAAAAAUACAACUGCUCGCACUGCGUUUUUCCAUAACACUGCAGUAAUACUGGCUGGAAGAAUUAUAGCUCUGAUCUUUCUAAGACUGAAUACUAUAGUUAACUAAGCUUUAACCAAAUUUUUUGUGCAUCUGCUUUUUUAAGUCAAGAAGACAGUCAAGAAUGCUCAAACUGUCUGGAAUUAUAUAAAUAGAAACAUUAAUGGUUAAGUUUAAGUUCUUUUUUUAUUUUGGCAUCUGAUACGUUCCGAAGACCCAUGUAGAAUUUUUUCUCCCUGCCGUGAGAAUAUGUUUUUACUGUAUCCUUUUCUUUUCGAUCGGAGGAACUCAAUCCUGUGCUCAUUUUAGAUCCUCCCUUCAUACUAAUGAUAAAACUAAUUAAUUUUCCUAAGUUUUGUUUGUGUUCUGCUAUCAAGCCAAUCGGCACAUCCGAUCUGUGUUCCUUACUGUUCUCAUCUUUCAACAAUGUAGUCUUCAGUCAACAUUCCUCCACUCUUUAAUUUUUUUUCCUUCUCUGUAAAAUUUUUCCCUUUUUUUGAACUUUGAAGAUCUAUCAAUGUUUUUUUGUCAAAGGAGGAGUAUCAAUGAGGGCCUUUUUUGGGCUCACCUUAGCUUAGUUUCUUCAACCCCACGAUUUUUUGCUCAUUGAAUAUGUUUUACGGAAUGCAUCAAGAUUUGGUAAUUUUCGAUCUCUUUCUCUUUUUGUUGAUGUUUCGUUAUGAAGCCGAUCAGAUUAUUCAGCUUUCAACCAGAAACCCGCAAAAUUCACAUUUUUUCGUCAAAAUAGGCCUUCAGACUUAUGUUUAGGCCAGUAUUAGACUUGAAAAGAGACUGCAAAUGACCAAAUCAUGGUGCGCUCCAUGAAAAAAAGACCUUCAAACUGCCGAAAACCAAAGAGUUGAGAAAA
This is a messenger RNA of Bemisia tabaci, 10058 nucleotides long. RefSeq lists its product as uncharacterized. Gene Ontology annotation, molecular function: protein binding. The record is from RefSeq and is a predicted model, not a curated record. Lineage: Eukaryota; Metazoa; Arthropoda; Insecta; Hemiptera; Aleyrodidae.